Molecule: messenger RNA, 4121 nt
Organism: Apis laboriosa (Himalayan honeybee)
Lineage: Eukaryota; Metazoa; Arthropoda; Insecta; Hymenoptera; Apidae
Gene: Myc
Product: protein L-Myc-1b
Exons: 4
Coding region: 627-1964 (445 amino acids)
Biological process (GO): regulation of transcription by RNA polymerase II
Molecular function (GO): protein dimerization activity; RNA polymerase II cis-regulatory region sequence-specific DNA binding; DNA-binding transcription factor activity, RNA polymerase II-specific
Source: RefSeq, a predicted model, not a curated record
CCUGCGGAAGAUGGAAGGCGCACGAACCGAAUGGUGUAGUUGCCUUUAACCGGCCUUAAUGUGAAGAUCGGAUCGCCGCCGAUCAGCGUACGCGUGCACAAGAAAGAGAGUUAGAGCCACCGGCUUAUCGUACGGAUCGCGCCGAGAAUGAAAUUCUCUCUUUGCCUGGUAGAAUAUAGCAGCAGAAGUAGUAGUAGCAGUAUCUCGUCGUACGACAGUCUCGACAAUAAAAGAAAACGGCUGGAACGUUUAUGGCCAAACGGCAGUAGUACCGGCGGCUGUUUCGCCUGAACGGAUUUACUCUUCGUGCACGCAUUUUCCACGCGUUUACCUGGACGGUGAAACGGAAAGAAGCUGCGCCGUUUUUCUUUAUUUUUUUUUCUUUCAUUUCGGUUUUUGCUCAGUGCCGCGUAACAUCUCGUCUUCGCGUGGCUUGUCCUCUUACUCGAGACCAGCCAAUCUCGGAAUCUAUAGACACGCCUUGCAGAAGAAAAAGAGGCGGGACGCGCCUUAAUUCGUUCUAUUGGUUUCGUUUCUAGCGCGAGAUUCGAACUCGCGCCAAAGUGUGUUCCACAGUGGAUACUAUCUCUCUUUUGGGUUACAACGCUAAGUGGCCGACAGGCGAAAUGCCGGUGCCAGUUUGGGAUUGCUCUGAUCUAGGCCUGUUGGACGAGUCUAGCCCUUUGGAUACCACGACAGUGGUAUCCGACGACAUAUGGAAGAAAUUCGAUUUUGACUUCUCGCUGGACCGAUUGGACGCCGUCCAUACGGACGUAUAUCACGAGCGCACAUUCGACGAUGGCGUUCUACCAGAUUUGCUCUACGACAAAAUGAGCUGCCUUGCGUCACGAAAGAUACGUCAUCAUGAUUGCAUGUGGGCUGGGCUGUGCAUCAGUAAAGAGCAUAACAGGACGUUGCCCGCGAAGAAAAACUCACAGAUGCAGAAAAAGGUGCCGGCCGGUCGUAGUGUAUUAAUAUCGCGGGCAGGCAUAACUCAUAUAGGAAAUUCUUUGGUCAAUCAGCAACAGUGCCGUACAAGAAAUUUGGAGAGUGACGGAGAUUCAACUAGACCGGAAACACCAAGCUCGAGCUCCGACACGGAGACAGAAGACGAAGGCCCGUUCUUCAGACACGAUCAGAUCAAUAUACACGAGAAAUUGUCCGAGUGCAUGUCAGACGCGGUUACCAAGGCUGUUCCAGUGAGCGAGGUCACUGGCCAGCUGGUCAGGUUCCAUGACAGGAGGAAAGAGGAGGAGGAAAAUCAGUGUCAAGUGCAUAGAGAGACCAAUAUCAGGAACACUCUAAGCGACCAUUGCUAUCAUCUGAAUCAGCCUAUCGGGAAGAACCUGGAACAUCUUGGUGUACAGACACCUUCUGAUUCCGAGGAGGAAGAGAUCGACGUGGUGACCUUCGAGAAACCGUGCAGACCGGCAGCAUUACCAACGUACCCGAGCCUGGCCGACCAACAGCACUUCCAAUUAACGGUGAACACAGCGUUCAAAGAGAAAGCUCCUGGAACCAGACCACGUGGUCGACCUCCCUCGAAUCCAGCUCGGAAAAGGACCGCUCAAUCGGAGCCGAAGCCGGCGAAACGGGCCCGCCACAGGACAUACCAGAGGAGAACCAAGGUAGGGCGAUGCAUAUCGUCACCCAAGAGCGUGUCGAGAAGUUCCUCUGACGACGAGCUGGACACCGAGAAGAGGAGUCUGCACAACAACAUGGAACGCCAGAGGCGGAUAGAGCUGCGAAACGCGUUCGAGGAUCUGCGUAUCCUCGUGCCAGCUGUCGAGAAGAAGGAGAAGGCGCCGAAAGUCGCGAUCUUGAGACAAGCGGCUGUGUACUGUGAUACGUUGAACGAGAUGAACCAGAUCUCGAUGGCCCAGGUGGCGGAUCUGAGGCGGCGACAAGAGAGGCUUCGAACGAGGCUCAGUGUUCUAAGGAGGAGUCUCGCCAUGACGCGCUGAGGGAGAGACUCGGGAGAAUCGUGUCAGAUUCAGCCCACGAACACGCGAAGAACACAAGCACUUGCUCGAAACGUACGAGUCGAAUUUGUUGUUACUCCCUCGGAGAGAAGAGAAGAGAUGAAUGGAUGGACGGACGAGCGACAAAUCUCUACUCGACGUUUCGAGACCAUAGAGACGAUUUUUUUCAAACACGCCUGCAUGCGAACGAAGAAGACUGCCUGACCUGUAUAAUUUGACUCUGACACUUAUAUCUGCCUUCGGUCGCACAGCAUGGGGGAAAGAAACGCUUCGAAUUAGCCAGAUGGCGCGCUCAACGGCGCCAGAUGGCGCCGUUGAGUAGAAGCGUCGGGCAUUUUGGUCCUGAUUAACGAGAAGAGAACGUGUUGCGAUUCUCUGUUCCUAAUCGAAGUUCUCGGAACUUGGUCUCGGAUAUGGGUAAACUUAUAUCCAUAUCCGUUUUAUCGUAUAAAAGAAACAAAUAUAUAUACAUAUAUAUAUAUGUAUAUAUAUUAUGUAUAUGCACACGUAAUGUCAAAACGAAGAGAGAGAGGCCCAAGUUUCGUUUGCUUCGAGUUAAGGGGAGAAUCUUGAAGGAUCGAUGAUAUUAAAUUCGUUCUGUCGAACGUGUACCAAGAACGAAGAGAGAAGAAAUGAAAUAUCGUUCGCACAUUGGAAGAGAUCGAAGAAAUCGCAAAAAAAAAAGAGCUUCGAACAGGAUAUUUAUAUACGUAUAUUUGUAGAAGAGAUUCUUCGAAUGACGAGCUACAAAAGUGAAGGGAGAGAAUUGAUAGAAGAUCGCUUUGGCCGGAGUUCACAGAAGAUCGAUUGAUGAUCGCUGUGCGAUCUUUACGUUCCCGACGUGUCACGCCUUCGAUAGAGAAGCCAUGGAUCCAAUAUUGAGCGUGUUGGCAAGAGAGUGGCUGUAUUCUGGGAAUUUUGCAAGUAGGUGAAAGAACGUAUGAGUCACAAAACGUGUGUAGGUAGGGUAACAGUUUUGCAUCUAGCACAACGGACACACAUGUUACGUGCAUACAAUAUGCUGAAUGCUAAAGAGAAAGUCAUAGGACCGUGAAAGAGUAAUAUAGAAAUUUAGUCCGGUACCUUAACAUAAUUCCUUACAUUCUUUUCUUAAACGUGUUACAUAAGGCAUACCAUGCAUCUCUUCCAUUUUUAGAUAUUUCGUUUCAUACGCUACGAAACGAAUAAUAUAUAUAUUACCUAGCAAAUUUUCGGGUUGCGAAAAAUAUAUUCGAACCCCUUUCGUCUGUCUUCUUCCUCGUUCUUCUGAUCCGGCGGUGCCACAAAAAAAGAAAAAGCAAUCGUGAUUGUGAAAUGUGUGAUAAAAUGUCGCGUGUAUAUUAUAUUAUAUUUCGCUCUUGCUUAUUAUCGCGAUUCCGUUUCCUUCCUUUCGCCGAUUUCUCGUGCUGAGUGAUAAUUCACGAGAGAUCGCCUUGGAUGUUUUUUUUUUUUUUUUUUUUUUUAUAUAUAUAUAUAAAACGGGUGCAAUAAGAGAAAGAGACUAUGCGAAGAAGAAUAUCGUUAGUUUCGUUGUUAAAUGAAUUGUCGAGGAUACGAUGAUAGCUUCGUGGGAAGGAAGGAGGCGGAUUGCUGAAUUUUUUCUUCUUGCUUUAUCAAUAUGUUUUUUUUUUUUUUUUUUUUCCCUCCCUUAAUCGAUUGUUCCCCGAUUUCUCGGCUCGUUACCCAAAGCUUUUUUUUUUUACGGCUGAGAAACGAAAAUCGAGUUAGAUGGAAAAGAGGCUUCCGGGAAUAGAAUUGUCUUCGAAUAGAAUCUUUCUUAUUUUUUUAUUUUUUGAUUCUCGAUCAUUAUACGCGGUACACGUUCGCGGAAAUGGGUGUGGAGGGGGAUAUAGUGGCAACACACGAUUUUAUAACAGAUGUGGAGAUCAACUUUUCUUUCUUUUUUUUAUUUUUUUUUAUUUGAUUCGAGGAUUAGUGGCCACGCUACGCUUUUAAACGCGUGUAAAUAAAUGUAUAUAUUUAUAUAGGAUGGUAUAUACACACGCAUACGUAACAUAAGCAGAUAUAUGCAUGUAUACUGCAAAUUUAUAUAGAACAGGAAUAUAUGCUAAGUGUAUAUGGUCAGAGAGAAAGGGAGGAGAGAGAAAGGAAAUGGGAAAGGGUGAAAAUUUGCGUGGA